Molecule: messenger RNA, 1708 nt
Organism: Saimiri boliviensis boliviensis (Bolivian squirrel monkey)
Lineage: Eukaryota; Metazoa; Chordata; Mammalia; Primates; Cebidae
Gene: FCGRT
Product: Fc gamma receptor and transporter
Biological process (GO): immune response
Cellular component (GO): external side of plasma membrane
Molecular function (GO): beta-2-microglobulin binding
Source: RefSeq, a predicted model, not a curated record
UUCUGAUGAACAGCGGGCGCUGGGGAGGGACAGGGGGAUACAAAGGGGCAGGAGGAGGAUCCAGAGACCUCCAGCUUGCGGACUCCGGGAGCAUCCAGUUUCCUCCCUAGCUCUGUCAAGAGUUCCCUGGGCGGUGGGCGCCCUCCAAGUCAAAAACAGGAACCAUGGAGAAGGAAAAAAAAAGAGCCUCAAACGUUUUGAGAAACAAACAGGCUGGGCCUGGGGCCUGGGGUGUGCCCUGCAACUGGGGGGUGGGGCUGGAUUUUCUUGGACUCAGGGAGCAGCAGCCUCCCCUCCCACAGGAUGUGAGAGAGGAACCGGGGUCUCCAGUCACGGGAGCCCGGAGCCAGCCAGGGCCGCAGGCAGGAAGGGAGCGAGGCUGAAGGGAACGUCGUCCUCUCAGCAUGGGGGUCCCGCGGCCGCUGCCCUGGGCGCUGGGGCUCCUGCUCUUCCUCCUGCCCGGGAGCCUGGGCGCAGAAAACCACGUCUCUCUCCUGUACCACCUCACCGCAGUGUCCUCGCCUGCCCCGGGGACUCCUGCCUUCUGGGUGUCGGGCUGGCUGGGCCCGCAGCAAUACCUGAGCUACAGCAGCCUUCGGGGCCAGGCGGAGCCCUGUGGAGCUUGGGUCUGGGAAAACCAGGUGUCCUGGUAUUGGGAGAAAGAAACCACAGAUCUGAGGUUGAAGGAGAAGCUGUUUCUGGAAGCUUUCAAAGCUUUGGAUGGAAAAGGUCCAUACACCCUGCAGGGGCUGCUGGGCUGUGAACUGGGUCCUGACAACGCCUCGGUGCCCACCGCCAAGUUCGCCCUGAACGGCGAGGAGUUCAUGAGUUUCGACCUCAAGCAGGGCACCUGGGAUGGGGACUGGCCCGAGGCCCUGGCCAUCAGUCAGCGGUGGCAGCAGCAGGACAAGGCGGCCAGCAAGGAGCUUACCUUCCUGCUACACUCCUGCCCGUACCGGCUGCGGGAGCACCUGGAGAGGGGCCGCGGAAACCUGGAGUGGAAGGAGCCGCCCUCCAUGCGCCUGAAGGCCCGACCCGGCAGCCCUGGCUUUUCCGUGCUCACCUGCAGUGCCUUCUCCUUCUACCCCCCGGAGCUGCAGCUUCGAUUCCAGCGGAAUGGGCUGGCCGCUGGCACCGGCGAGGGCGACUUCGGCCCCAACGGUGACGGCUCCUUCCACGCCUGGUCCUCACUGACAGUCAAAAGUGGCGACGAGCACCACUACUGCUGCAUCGUGCAGCACGCGGGCCUCGCACAGCCCCUCAGGGUGGAGCUGGAAUCUCCAGCCAAGUCCUCGGUGCUUGUUGUGGGAAUCGUCGUCGGCGUCUUGCUGCUGACGGCAGCGGCUGUGGGAGGAGCUCUGUUGUGGCGAAGGAUGAGGAGUGGGCUGCCAGCCCCUUGGAUCUCCCUCCGUGGAGACGACGCCGGGGCCCUCCUGCCCACCCCGGGGGAGGCCCAGGAUGCUGACUGGAAAGAUGCACAUGUGAGCCCAGCCACUGCCUGACCGUCCACCUUCUGACCGCUGACAGUGAAUGCGGUCAGGCUCCCUUCGUGCUGUGAGACCUCCCGGAACACUGGCAUCUCUGAGCCUCCGGAAGGAGUCUUGGGCCCCGUUGUCCUCUGGAGCCCUGUCCUGUGGUCUGCCUCAGUUUCCCCUCCUAACACAUGGCUGUUUUCCACUUCGACAAUAUAACACGAGUUUAGGCCCAA